Molecule: messenger RNA, 1116 nt
Organism: Dermacentor silvarum
Lineage: Eukaryota; Metazoa; Arthropoda; Arachnida; Ixodida; Ixodidae
Product: putative nuclease HARBI1
Exons: 4
Coding region: 277-1116 (279 amino acids)
Source: RefSeq, a predicted model, not a curated record
GACCGCCACAUUUAUGCAAACAAGUUCGCCGAGUUGUUCGCCGAGCAUCUUGAAGUGCCGAAGGUCAAAGGCUAUGUUCAGAAGGUAGUCAGCGAUUAUUCCGACAAACAGUUUCGCAGCAACUUCCGCCUCCCGCGAUCAGCCUGUAACCAGCUGGUCAAACAGUUCGAAGCGUCGGAAUGUUUUCCGUCUGACAGGAACCAUGGCGGUGUGCCCGUCAAAUCGGCAGAGGAGCACAUUCUCUCAUUUCUCUGGUAUGCUGUCAACAAGGCCUCAAUGAGGGAGGUUGCUGUGCUUUUCAACAUGGCAGAGUCUACGCAGUUUGCUGUGAUUGAUAGGGUGCUCGGCUUUCUUUGUGCCAUUGCCCCAGACGUCAUAUACUUUGGAAUGGACAAAGAGGCAUUAGCCAGGGAAUUCGAGAAUCUUGCAGGGUUUCCGAAUGUAAUAGGGUGUAUCGAUGGCACCUAUAUUCCCAUGCGCUGCCCAGUGAACAAGACAAGGUCUACCUAUAUAAACAGGCAUGACCAGGUGUCAUUAACAAUGCAGGGCAUCUGCAACUCCAAAGGCAGGUUCCAAGACGUCUUUACUGGCCCACCAAGCAAGGUUCAUGAUGGUCGUGUGCUGAAACUAUCAACUGUUCAGCAAGAUUUGCCCACACUUUGCCAGGUGAACAGGUAUCACAUCCUUGGAGAUGCCGCCUACCCAAUUAGGGAACACCUUCUUACGCCGUUUAAGAAUUAUGGCAACAUGACGCAAGCAAAGAGCAAGUACAAUACUUGCCAUGCAUCUACAAGGGUAGUCAUUGAAAAUGCAUUCGCCUUAUUAAAGCAGAGGUUUCGUCAGCUUCGCUACAUCGAAUUCACCACAGUUGACAAAAUAACACAGUUCAUUGUAGGAUGCUGCGUGCUCCACAACAUAUGCCUCGACAAUGGCGAUAUAGAUGUGGAGGAUCUGUUGACCGACGAAGAGAGGGAAGAAAGAAGCCAGGAUACACUGCUGCGCAUCAGACAGGACCGCGCAGAGUUGGCUGCUAACAGGCAGCCACAGACUGACCGUGAAAGUGUGCUUCGCCGUCUGGGUGAAUUGAAAAGAAAUGCUUUGGUGGGGCAGCUGUAG